AUGAUGAAGCAAUAUCUACAAUUGGAAACCUUUGAUCAACAAGUCAAUAUCAAGGUCUAUCCUGGCCUACAUACUUGUGACCAAACCAUCAUCUACCUCACCCACUACAGUUCAGUGACUAUCUCUUCAUCAGAUCCUAUUGAUCCCCCAACCUUCCAAUGCUACAACACUUCAUCAUUCCUAAGUGUGACAGUUGGUAGUCACUUGAUAUCAAGGGAGGUGUAUUAUCAUGAUAUUUUUAUUGAUGGCAUAACGAUCACGGGUCCGAAUCAAGAUGUUGUACACAGUCUGAUGUCUUUCAAAGGAAACAGGCACUUUAGAUGUGCCGUUGUUAUGAACAAUGUUCAUCUAAGUGACUUCUUCACAUCAGUUGAGCCCCUCAUCAACAUUGUCGACUUCAACGUCUCCCUGUCCGGCUCGAAAUUCAACAACUCAGUCACUGAUAAUGGUACCAUCUUCAUUAACAACGCAUGGAAGGUAUUUAUUGACAACUGUACAUUCUCAUCAAACUCUGGUGAGAGGGGAGCUUCAGCCCUGAAUGUUCAAGGUAUGCCAGCCCUCGAUGAUAGUCUUAUUGUUGUCAAGAAUUCAACAUUCGAGGACAAUAAGUACAAACCUGCUGUAAACUUGGUGUAUAUGAUGAAAUCUAUAUUCUUUGGAUGCAAGUUCAAUGGUAACUUUGGAUACAAAGGUGGUGCAGUAUCAAUAUCUGGCAAUGACAAUGAUCACACUGAAUUCAACAAUACAAUAUUCAACAACAAUUGGGCUGUGAAUGGAUCCGCCAUAUACACAGGUUAUACCGGUGUCCUUUCACUCAAUUAUUGUAACAUAACCAACAACAGGGUUAGCAAUAUCGGUGUCAUUUACAUUGAAAAGAACGAUGAUAUCAUGAAUUUGUUAAUGAUAGACACUUGGUUCAACAACAACACUGCCUUAGGAAUGGAAUCUCCACCUGGAAAGGCUAGAGGUCUGGACAUAUAUUUCCCUGCCAACAGAAUAACAAUCACUGGUGGAUACUUCAAUGAUAUCAGAAUACCUCUCUUUUCAGGAUUCCCAUCAUGGAGUUUCUCAUCUGACGAUGGAACUAAUCAUCUUUCUCCAAGUGAUUGUAGACCUGAGGAACAAUCAUUGUAUAGGGGUACACUAGGUUGGUCAUGUUUCAAGGUUGAGUACAAUCCAAAUACGAUCAACACCAAUGGUGAUACUUCAAUCUCUGAUGACUACUCUUAUUCGAGAGAUGACGAUUCCAACAGACAAUGGUCAGGCCCCUCAAGAGACCUUUUGCCAAUCCUCAGUCCAGUUAUCUUAAUUAUAACAUUCUUGAUUUCUUGGAUCUUCAUCAUUCAUGAAUGGAACAGACCCAAUAUUGAGUGA
Molecule: messenger RNA, 1374 nt
Organism: Acytostelium subglobosum LB1
Lineage: Eukaryota; Evosea; Eumycetozoa; Acytosteliales; Acytosteliaceae
Exons: 4
Coding region: 1-1374 (457 amino acids)
Source: RefSeq, a predicted model, not a curated record